CUGGCGGGCAUCGCGAGGAGGACGCUGGGGAUAUCCUUCCUGCUGCUGACCGUCUUCCUGUGGACGCUGUCCAACUUUCUCGCCAGCUUCAUCUUCUCCGACGAAACCUACGACAAGCCCUUCUUCCUCGUCUACUUCAACACCUCCAUGUUCGCCCUCUCCCUGAUCCCCAUGUUCAUCCGAUACCUCGCGCAGAGGGGCGUCCACGGGCUGCGGAGCGACGUCAGGCGCAUGUGGGCGCAGCACCGGUUCCAAGACGCAGCAGCCAGUCCCCCGACGGACGAGGAGCACGAUCGCCAAGCGCACGAGCGGCUGCUGGUGGACGAGCGAGACCCGGCGACAACAGCAAUGACAGCACGAGCAGCAGCAAUGACACAUGCAGGCUGGAGUGCCGCCGCUACGGGAGAGAAGCUCGACUUCCGAGAGACGGCGGUGCUGAGCUUCGAGUUCUGCAUGCUGUGGUUCAUGGCCAACUACCUGGCGUCGGCAUGCCUCGAGUACACGAGCGUCGCCAGCGUCACCAUCCUCACCUCGACGAGCAGCGUCUGGACGCUCGUCUUUGGCUCCCUGUUUGGCGUCGAGACGUUUUCCCUGCGCAAGCUGGUCGGGGUCGUGGCGUCCCUGACGGGCAUCGGCCUCAUCUCCAUGGUGGACCUGUCGGGCAAGAGUGACGAGAACAGGGGGUCGUUCCCGCACAAGACGCCCGCGCAGAUUGCCCUCGGAGACACAAUGGCCUUUCUGAGCGCCGUCGUCUACGGCAUCUAUGUCACGGUCAUGAAGCGGCGGGUGGGCGACGAGGACAAGGUCAACAUGCAGCUGUUCUUUGGGCUGGUGGGCCUGUUUAACCUUGCGCUGCUGUGGCCGCUCUUUUUCAUUCUUCACUGGACGGGCAUCGAGCCGUUUGAGCUGCCGCCCACCAGCCAGAUUUGGGCCAUCAUCAUAAUCAAUGCCGUCGCGUCGUUUGUCAGCGACAUCUCCUGGGCCCUGGCGAUGCUCCUGACGACGCCGCUGGUCGUCACCGUGGGCCUGUCGCUGACCAUCCCGCUGUCGCUCAUUGGCGAGAUGGUGCAGUACCAGCAGUACUCGAGCUUUGUCUACUGGAUCGGGGCCGCCGUCGUCUUUGUCUCGUUUGUCUUUGUUAACCACGAGACGAAGGAGGAGGACACGGGC
Messenger RNA from Trichoderma reesei QM6a, 1170 nucleotides. RefSeq lists its product as uncharacterized. Gene Ontology annotation, biological process: regulation of peptide transport. Gene Ontology annotation, cellular component: membrane. The annotation marks the transcript as partial. The record is from RefSeq and is a predicted model, not a curated record. The transcript is spliced from 4 exons. NCBI's taxonomy places the organism in Eukaryota, Fungi, Ascomycota, Sordariomycetes, Hypocreales, Hypocreaceae.